Messenger RNA from Vicia villosa (hairy vetch), 1040 nucleotides. RefSeq lists its product as uncharacterized. Gene Ontology annotation, cellular component: chloroplast. The transcript is spliced from 4 exons. NCBI's taxonomy places the organism in Eukaryota, Viridiplantae, Streptophyta, Magnoliopsida, Fabales, Fabaceae. The record is from RefSeq and is a predicted model, not a curated record. The coding region runs from base 238 to 930 and encodes 230 amino acids.
AACACGUUAUAAACAAAGUGACAUACACCAUUUGGAAAUCAUCUUAUCGGUUACGAUUCUUCGCCGCCUCUUACCGGACCGGCGUAGUCUCACCGUUCAUUCCUCUUCUCUUCUCUCACAUCUCAAUCGCGUUUCCAUUUCGCAACCCCCUUCUUCCAAAUCUCUCUGCACUCUCUUCUCAGUAUCCAAAUCAACUUCACGGAGUGAAGCUUGUGGUGCCCACUUCAUUCAAUAAAGAUGAACACCAUCCAUGUUGCCGCAAGCAAUCCUGGGAUCUGCAUCAGAAAAAAGUAUCAGCCACACCAUUUUCUUUCUACACCACAUGGAUUGUCAAUGAAUGCCAACCCUCUCUCUAGGACCUUCCUGAUCCCAAGAGCAAAAUCUUCAUCUGGCUUACAAUGUUUGCCUGUUUUAAAAUCUCGGAAACCGCUCCAUGUUUGUUUAGCUGGUGGGAAAGGGAUGAUGGAUAAUAGUGAGGAUUCCCAGCGGAAAUCUCUGGAGGAAGCUAUGAAAAAUUUACAAGAAAAAAUCCGAAAGGGAGAAUACAGUGGGGGAAGUGGGUCCAAGCCACCAGGUGGACGAAGUGGUGGCGGCGGCGGCGACGGCUCUGGUGGAUCAGAGGAUGGAAUGUCGGAUGAGGCCCUUCAAAUUGUUUUUGCAACAAUUGGCUUUAUAUUUGUGUAUAUCUAUGUCAUCAACGGCGUGGAACUUACAAAGCUAGCUAGGGACUUCAUCAGGUAUCUGCUUGGAGGAACUCAGAGUGUUCGAUUAAAGCGAGCAUCAUACAAAUGGGUACGACUUUAUAAGAAGAUUACUGGGCAAAAGGAAGUUGAUGAGGAUGGGUUGGAAAAUGCUCCGGCCCGAUGGAACAUCGUUGAUUUCUACAGAGAUGUCGUUAGGAAUUACAUGAAACCAAAUUCAAAUGAGUAGAGAUUAGGAGCAGCUCUAGAUCCCCACAUUGUUGAACCUGAUGAAUAGGUGCAUUUGUGGUUUUGUUUGGGAAUAAUUCUUUUAGUUUAAUCAAAUUUCAAAAUUUCUUA